CUUCUUUAGCUGGUUUGUCACUGACUCAGUAGUAUCACAGCAGUUAGCCAAACGGCAUCUAGAACACACAGACACACAGCAAGAGUGAGGACGUAACAAGGGAGAGUUGCAAGAGAGAAGCAAAGAAAGCCUCUCUUCUCUGUUUCCUGGUUGUUUUGUGUCCCUGAUAUGACCCUGUUCAGCCCAAGAUACAUAAGCAUGAGUGGAGAGUUGAAGUCCAGCCGCUCCAGGGCAGCGAGUAAGAGAGCCAGCAACACCACUUAUGGAUCUGAGUUCGACCUGGACUAUGACAGCUACCACGAGGACUACUAUGACAGGGCGUAUGACUACCAGCGUGUGCCAGCCUCCUUGUCUCCUCUGCCCCUGGGACCCAGUCUGGCUAAGCGAUCACGUUCCUCCUCCCACUCCUCUGGGCACAGACGCAGUCGAGACAGAACCCACUCCAAAAGCUCCAGAGCCCAAUCCUCUAAUUCCACCACAGCCAAGUUGGGCAUGAAGGAGUUGCAGGUGAUUAAAAAGGAGCUGACUCUGAUAAAGACACAGAUCGAUGGGCUGCUUGACAGUCUUGACAGGAUGGACACACAGAGGAAUGACCACAAAGGGUCUCCCCUGAGAGAGGACAGUCCAGCUGGCUCACCGUACGCUCUGUCUGCCAGCAGCCCCGAGCACUCCCUCUCCUCCCUCUCUCCACCCAGCUCCCGCCAUCGAAUCCACAGGGAGAAACCUGACCAGAGGGAUGAUGAUGACCACCACACGAUGAGCAACCACAGCUCUGACCCUGAGGAGGAAAUAUGAGGAAGGAACACUCUAACACACAGAAGACAUGGAAUAAGUGCCAAACAUGGAGGAAGAGAACAACAACACCUAAACCAACACUCAUGUCAGAGGCUCAACUCCCUUCAAACAGGGUGUACAUAUCAGACAACACAAUACAUUUAAUAGUGUUAUAGCAGCUUGGUUUCAUUUACUUCGAGUAAAACUACAACACUGACAGAGUUGACUUUUAUAAACUGAGUACAUGCACAUCUGAUUGACUACAAUUUGUUAUGUAAGCCUAAUUAUAAAGGAUGUGUUAUGUUUUACUUUGGUGCUCAAGCAGCAGGCAUUCCUAUCAAUUUGUAUAAGAGGGUUUGCACCAACACAUAUUCCAGUAUUAAUCCAAAUACUACAGUGUUAAUCCAAAUGAGACAAACAGACAACUUUGUUUAAGCAGCUUACCAAUUUAUCCUGUCCAUAUUUAAAACCUUCGUCUAAAACAGGCAGCUUGCCAUUAACAAACUGUACAUACUCAAAUAAUUGUGUUUCUGUUAGAGGUAAUACAAUGUUUCUGCUGUUUCACCAGUUUCUCCCAAAAACGGAUUUCUUACAUUUGGAAUUAGCUAGAAUAAAACAACACAGAACCAGAAAUAUUGAUGCAGCACAGGGGUUAUAAACCAUUUAACAAGAUUACAUGAUUAUUAUUAUUUUAAGAAUUAGGGUAUAUCUGAAAAAUGAUGUGCAUGUACUUAGAAACUACAAGCUUUUCUGUGAUUACCAAACUAUUUUUGACAUGUCAAGAGAAAAGAAAUCACUCUCAAAUUUGAUAUUUCAACAAUGCUUUUUGUUAAUGCUCACUUUUACUCUUUGUUGUAUUCUUCUAAGAAAUCAGAAUUGAAUCAAAGUAAAUCAGAGUGAUAUUGAGAGAUGAUAUACAGAAUGAUCAUACAGGAGAGAAACAAGUUUUUUUCUGGUAUCAGAGUAAUACUUCUCUACACCAAUGUCUUUUUCUGUACGUAUUAGUUGAGUAUUACAACUCUUUUCCACCAUGUAUUUGGCACUUUUAAGACAUGCAAAGGCCCAGGUCUGUAUCUAAUAUUGUGUAUUAUUGUAAACUUUACUGUAAUUGAUGAACUGUCUGAUUUUAUUCUUGUUUUAGGACUUCUCAUGUUUUUUUUUU
Eleginops maclovinus (Patagonian blennie) is the source of this 1936-nucleotide messenger RNA. RefSeq names its product heterogeneous nuclear ribonucleoprotein C-like. The record is from RefSeq and is a predicted model, not a curated record. The transcript has 7 exons. The coding region runs from base 169 to 795 and encodes 208 amino acids. NCBI's taxonomy places the organism in Eukaryota, Metazoa, Chordata, Actinopteri, Perciformes, Eleginopidae. Gene Ontology annotation, molecular function: RNA binding. Gene Ontology annotation, cellular component: nucleus.